UUAAAAUGAAUGUAAAAAAAUUAAAAAAAUCAUUUUUCAUGAAGAUAAUUUUAUAUUAACACUACCGUAUAUACGUAUACACCCCGAACUUUCAACUUUGAUUGGAAAAGCUUCUUGUUGGUCGAAUAAAUAUAUGAAUUAUUCUCUCCCUAGCUCUGCUCAUAACUACUCAAAAUAUAUCUCUCAACCCUCUCAAUUACCUCCCUUCAUUUUAUAUGUACAUCUGAUAUAUUUUUUUAUCAUUUAUUCCUCUUCAUUUGCUCCUACAUAGAAUUUUCUUUUUUAAAUUAUAAGAUAAAAAUAUUUAUUUAUCAUGAAUUCUGAAUUUCGACUUAGAAAAAGAAAAUUAGUGUUUUGAUGUGAGUGUAUCAUGUGUCGUGAGAGCAUGUCCUAGAAAAGCGAAGAGAUCCACAACAUGUGGGUUUGUUAUGUUGCUGUCUGAUUCCUUGGUUGAAGCAACAACGGUUGUUUCCUAAGAUCCACCAAAUUGCGUUCCCUCUCCUACCAUCUCAGUAAUCACACACAAAAUGAACACAUAUGGAACAAUCUCACAAGAGGCAGAGGCUUCAUCGAAUCCAGACUCAGUUUUCGUUUCACAGGCGAAAGAGCGCAUUCAAACGGGUCUUGGCACAAUAAGACCAUGGAAAGAAAUGCUCCAACCUUCUCAUCUCAAACUUCCAUCUUCCUUCUACGGUUCAAUCCAAAGAAUCAACACAAAUGCCAGACAUUUUCGUGCCAACUACGUCAUCAUCAUAUUGCUUGUGCUUUUCCUUAGCUUACUAGGACACCCUCUUUCUUUGAUCAUACUCGUUGUUAUGAAGAUUGCAUGGCUGUACUUAUAUUUCCUACGAGACACCCCUUUGGUGGUUUUGAGGUUUGAGAUCGAUGAGCGAUUGGUGGUCAUCUUUCUGCUGUUGAUCACCAUUGGUUUGCUUGUGAUCACCAGUGUAACCUACAAUGUGGUAGUGGGUAUGAGUGUUGCCUUAGUGCUUGACUUGCUCCAUGCUGUGAUGAGGGAAACGGAGGAUCUGUUUACCAUGGAUGAAGAGGUAGGGAUUGUAAAGGGUCUUAGAAAUGUUGUCAAAGUCCCUCUCAGACAACCUGUUUCCUCUUCUUUUACUUCGUCUUAAAAUCAAAUUCAUUCUCCUUCAUACAGAUGCAUGGUAUUGCAAGAAUUCAAUUAGAAUCAGGAGGUUGUAAUUUGUAAAGGGUCUUUUACAUUUCUUGUCACUUCCCUUCUUGAUUCUUGAUUCUCAUCCAAAGUUGUAUUAUCUUUUUUGUCAUUUCUCUAGAUCUGAAGCUAUCUUAAUCCAAUGCAAUGUAGUUUAUUGUGACAUGUGUUGAGUUGAGAAUAUUAUUUUCGUUUAUUGCGGGUAAAACAAGAGUUCAUUUAAUUGCCUUGACGAUGAACCAAGUCAAUUUUUGUAUUUUUCUGAAGUCAGUAAUUGGCUGCAUAUAUAGCUCAAAAGUAACAGUUGCGUCCAAAUUGAAACACUUGCUUGCCAAUUUCCGCUGCAGUCUGUACACAUUGACUCGUGGAAAGGUGUCAUCAGAGUGGCAGUUUAAAGGGUUAGGAAACGCACGAUAGUCAAGACUUCACCAACUUGGCAUCAUACCCUGUUGAUAGCAACUGCCACAAAUGCUUCAAAUUACAAUUCAGUCAGUUCCAACUACCCCACCAUUCAAUUUAAUACAUAGCACAUAGUCUAGUAGUUGAAUAAGCCACGAUUGACACAAACUCUUGUCUUGAUCAAAAUUUUACUUUAUUUAUAUUCUCUCAUUUUCUACUCAAUCUACUUCACAAAUAGGGGAAAAGCUUUUGCAUUUACUAAAUUCUUUGACACGUAAAGAAAGAGAAAAAAUGUUUAUGAAUGAUAAAUGAUACGAUGUUAUAAGAAGACAAAUAAUAAUAACGAUUACCAAGUGUUUGAUAUAAAGGGAGGUUUAUGUAUUAUAACUAUAUUUUGUUUUUAAUCAUAACGUUUCUCACAACAUUAAUAAUUUCGAUAAAACUGAGUAGAUAAGAUAAACUCAACAUUUCUACCCUGCUUUCCUCUUGAUUUCUUAUAUCGAAAUUACAUCAUCAACCAUAGCCUCUGGGGCACUGACACCUUGAAUGGAUACUAAAGAAAAAAGACAGGAAAAUGUUGUAGAAAAUUAUUCACGUUUUUGGUUCUGAACCUGAGAUAAUGGUUGGUUGGAAUGAACCUGAGGAAGGAAUAAUUCCCACAGAGAGAAAUACAUUUGUACAGAGAGACACUUGACAUUUG
Molecule: messenger RNA, 2270 nt
Organism: Vigna radiata var. radiata (mung bean)
Lineage: Eukaryota; Viridiplantae; Streptophyta; Magnoliopsida; Fabales; Fabaceae
Product: PRA1 family protein F2-like
Exons: 1
Coding region: 528-1130 (200 amino acids)
Biological process (GO): vesicle-mediated transport
Cellular component (GO): Golgi apparatus; endoplasmic reticulum
Source: RefSeq, a predicted model, not a curated record